Molecule: messenger RNA, 4800 nt
Organism: Dromaius novaehollandiae (emu)
Lineage: Eukaryota; Metazoa; Chordata; Aves; Casuariiformes; Dromaiidae
Gene: ATP13A2
Product: ATPase cation transporting 13A2
Exons: 30
Coding region: 488-4036 (1182 amino acids)
Biological process (GO): regulation of mitochondrion organization; transmembrane transport; autophagosome-lysosome fusion
Cellular component (GO): membrane
Molecular function (GO): ATP hydrolysis activity; ATP binding; P-type ion transporter activity
Source: RefSeq, a predicted model, not a curated record
CCAGCAGCCCCCACGCCUCCUUCCGCCGCGCGGGGCGCCGGCCCCCACGCGUGUCCGCGCCCGCGCGGCUCCGGCAGCCAUGAGCUCAGCCUCGGGGCUUUUCCAUCCGGGCGAGCUGCCGGCCGGGAAUCGCCUUUCCCAGGAUUAGUUUGCACGUUUUGCAGCCGGCGGAGGGGGGUUUCGGCUCCCGCGAGCUGGAUGUCGGGGCGUCCCCGGCGCGGUUUCCUCCCCGACCGCGUCCUUGGCCCUGCAACCCGCAAAACUCGCUGCCGUUUGGGGCCGGCGGAAGGAUGUUUGCAGACGAGGUGCGGCCGCCGCCGUGCCGCAAACCGGUAGCGCGGCUUUGCCCUCCCCGGUGCCGGAUGCUUCCCGGACACGUCCGCUUUCGGGCGGGAGGCGACCCGGAGCCGGGAGCAGCUCGUCCCCCGUGAGCCGAGAGGCGCCGGCGAAGCCUUUUCUCGGUCGCGGGUAGCGGGAAGCAGCCGGGAUGGGAGCAGGAGACAGCAGCAGGCUGCUGGGCAAGCAGCCGCCGGGCUACGGGACGCUGCGGCCGGGCUCCGAGGGCGCCUGCAUGGAGGUCACCGGCUACCAGACGAGGCCGUGGCGAGUGGUGCUGUGCCACGCGUUCUCCGUGCUCACCGCGGGGCUCCCGCUCCUCGUCUUCCACUGGAAGCCGAGCCUGGAGGUGCGGGCGAAGGGCAAGCGCUGCGCGCUCGGCCAGGCCGACUGGGUCGUCAUCAGGGACCGCUUCGGACAGUGCUUCACCACGCGCGUGCGCACGGAGACGCUGGGCGAGGGCAGCCUGGAGCAUCACCCGGGGGCCCGGCUGGAGGACCGGAGAACCAGCGUCGCCAUCGGCAUGUCGGAGGAGGAGGAGAGCCGGGACACCAUCCGGCUUCAUGAGAAAGAGGAGAAGAACGUCUUGCGGUACUUUCUCUUCGAGGGCUUGCGCUACGUCUGGAUCGAGAGGCGACAGGCGUACUGCAAAGUCAGCGCCCUGGAUGAAGGCUGGACCUGCGCAGAUCUCCAUCUCGCCCAGGCGGGGCUUGACCAGCAAGACCACAACACCAGGAGGAAAAUCUACGGAGCGAACCUCAUCGAGGUGCCGGUGAAGUCCUACCCGAGGCUCUUGGUGGAGGAGGUGCUCAAUCCCUUCUACAUCUUCCAAGUGUUCAGCAUCGUGCUGUGGGUCUGCGACGCCUACUACUACUACGCCGCCUGCAUCUUCCUCAUUUCCACUGUCUCCUUAGGGCUGUCCCUCUACGAGACGAGGAAGCAAAGCGCCACGCUGCAGAACAUGGCGAAGAUGUCGGUCGGGGUCCGCGUCCGCCGCCCCGGCGGAGAGGAGGCGGUGGUGAGCUCGGCGGACCUGGUGCCCGGCGAUUGCAUCAGCCUGCCCUCCGACGGGAUGCUGGUCCCCUGCGACGCCGCGCUGCUGACGGGCGAGUGCAUGGUCAACGAGAGCAUGCUAACAGGGGAGAGCGUGCCGGUGAUGAAAACGCCUCUCCCGGCGGGCAGCCGGGCGGCCGACACCGUCUACUCCCCCGAGGAGCACAAGCGGCACACGUUGUUCUGCGGGACGCAGGUCAUCCAGGCCAAGUCCUACGUGGGCAAGGAGGUGCUGGCCGUGGUGACCCGCACAGGGUUUUGCACGGCCAAGGGGGACCUCAUCAGCUCCAUCCUCUACCCCAAGCCCGUGAGCUUCAAGUUCUACAAGGACGCCGUGAAGUUCGUGCUGUUCCUCGCCGUCCUGGCUUUUAUUGGCACGCUCUACAGCAUCUUGAUCUUGAUUAGAAACCAGGUUCCUCUGGAGCAAAUCAUCAUCCGUGCGCUUGACCUGAUCACCGUGAUUGUGCCCCCGGCUCUGCCGGCUGCCAUGACGGUGGGCACCAUCUACGCCCAGAACAGGCUGAAGAAACAGGGCAUCUUCUGCAUCAGCCCUCCCCGCAUCAACCUGUGCGGGAAGAUCCGCCUGGUUUGCUUCGACAAGACGGGAACCCUGACGGAGGAGGGCCUGGACGUCUGGGGCGUUGUCCCGCUGGAAAACGGCCGUUUCUUGCCCAUCGUCCACGAACCCCGCUGCCUGCCCGACGGCCCCCUGCUCUACUCGCUGGCCGCCUGCCACGCCGUCUCGCUGCUGCGGACGCAGCUCAUCGGAGACCCCGUGGACCUCAAGAUGGUGGAGUCCACGGGCUGGCACCUGGAGAUGCUGGAGGAGGACGAGGACGAGCCGCCCGUCUUCCGGCAGUUUGGGACGAAGGUCUUGGCCGUGAUGACACCUCCGCCCGUGGAAGAGCAGCCGCGAGACACGAAGCACCACGUGCCCGUGGGCAUCCUCCGGCGGUUCCCCUUCUCCUCCUCCUCGCAGAGGAUGAGCGUCCUGGCGAAGCUGCCCGGCGAGGCCUCCGCGGAAGCGUACGUCAAAGGGGCGCCGGAGAUGGUGGCCAGCCUCUGCAGGAAGGAGACGGUGCCCGUGGAUUUCUCCCAGAUGCUGCGACACUACACCACGGACGGUUUCCGCGUCUUGGGUCUGGCUUGCAAAGCUCUGAGCGCUGUGACGACCUUCGAGGAGGCCCUGCAGCUGACAAGGGACUCUGUAGAGAGCAGCCUGACCUUCCUCGGGUUCCUCGUCAUGAAAAACGUGCUCAAGCCGGAGACGGCGCCCGUGAUUCGCCUGCUGAGGAACGCCAACGUCCGCCCCGUCAUGGUGACAGGAGACAACAUGCUGACGGCCGUGAACGUCGCCAAGAGCUGCUGCAUGGUGGAGCCGAAAGAGCGGCUGAUCUUCGUCGCCGCCUCGCCGCCCGCCCCCGACAAACCCGCCGCCCUGAAAUUCGUCCUCGCCGAACACUCGCAGGGCGAAGGGCAGCCGCAGGGCCUGUCCCAGCAGGACAACUGCUUCCUCCAGCAGCAGCCCUGCCACUUCGCGCUCAACGGCAAGUCCUUUGCUGUGGUUUGCGAGCACUUCGCCGACCUGCUGCCGAAGAUCCUCAUCCGAGCAACCAUUUUCGCUCGCAUGUCUCCGGAGCAGAAGACUCAGCUGGUGUGCAGCCUGCAAGAGCUCAACUACUGCGUGGGGAUGUGCGGGGACGGCGCCAACGACUGCGGCGCCCUGAAAGCGGCCGACGUGGGGAUCUCGCUCUCGGAGGCGGAGGCCUCCGUGGCCUCGCCUUUCACCUCCCGCGUCGCCAACGUCGAGUGCGUGCCCGUGGUCAUCCGGGAGGGCAGGUGCUCGCUGGUCACCUCCUUCGGGGUGUUUAAGUACAUGGCCCUGUACAGCUUGGUGCAGUUCGUGUCCGUGCUGCUGCUCUACACGAUCAACACCAACCUGAGCGACUUCCAGUUCCUCUUCUUCGACCUCAUCAUCACGACCACGGUGGCGGUGCUGAUGGGUCGGACGGGCCCUGCCAAGGAGCUGGGAGUGGAACGUCCCCAAGGGGCGCUGAUAAGCGUCCUGGUCCUGGGCAGCCUGCUGCUCCAGACGGCCCUGCUCAUCACCGUGCAAGUCCUCAGCUACUUCAUCACCGUCUCGCAGAGCUGGUACGUGCCGCUGAACAGCACGGAGACGGCCCCCCAGAACCUGCCCAACUACGAGAACACGGUCCUCUUCUGUGUCACGGGCUUCCAGUAUCUCAUCCUGGCCGUCGCCAUGUCCAAGGGAUACCCUUUUCGGGAGCCGCUCUACACCAACGUGCUGUUCUUGCUGGUCCUCGUCGUCCUCUUCGGCCUCAUGGUGUGGUUGACCCUGUACCCGCUGGGCUUCCCCAAAACCCUGCUGAAGCUGCAGAGCAUCGACGACUUGAAUUUCAAGCUGCUGCUGCUAGGAAUCGCCACGCUCAACUUCUUCGCGGCCUUCGUGCUGGAGACCGCCCUGGACCACGGCCUGCUUUGCUGCCUCCGCAAGCUGCGCCGCAAGAAGGUGUCCAAGAAGCUUUUCAAGAGGCUGGAGAAGGAGCUGAGCCAGCAGCCGUCGUCCUGGCCGCCCCUUAACGAGCCGCUCUUCGCUACGCCCAAGCUGUCCAUCGCCGUGAGAUAGCCGCGGGCGGCACGCGCCGGGCCUCCCUCCUCCCUGCUCCGCAGGCAAGCUCUGCCCUCGGCUGCCGUCGGUUAUUUAUUUAUCCCGAUGCCAACGUUGGCCGCGGGCGUCUGCGCGGUGACCCCAAAGGAGAUGUGCGUCCUGGGCAAGGAUGCUGCAGGAAGCUCAGGACCGGCCGCGCAGCUCGUCUUCCCGCGGGAAACCCACGGCCGACGCCGCAGCCGUGUCGGAUCGGGCUCAGACCGCGAGGAGCCCAUGGAAGACGCUCGGGCCGGUCUGCCCAAACCUCAUGGAGAAGCAAACCAUGGAGAGGGCGUCCAGAAGAGGAGGAGAAACCAGCUCAGCUUUUUCCCCUCCUGCCUCGCGCUCUCCUGGCUCAUCAAAACCACUAAGGAAGAGGUGUCUUUGCUGAUGGCAUCGUCUCCGGCCCUGACCUCGCGGCUCUGCUCACUGUGAACCCACCGCCCUUCUUCGCAGAGGGGCUCGAGAGUAUUUAACGCAGCAUCGAACUGACAACGCGCGUGGAUAUAUCCGUGUUUUUGUCCGUUGGAGCGGCUAGAGCCAUUCGCUCCGCUCGAACGCGCCGGCGAUGCUUCUGCAGCGUCCGUCCGCUGUCGGACGGGAGCUUUGUAGCAUUAAAGAAGCCUAAAUCUCUAUUUUUUAACCCCUUUGCCACGCGCCGAGGCGGGAGAGCGGCACGCGGCUUUCGGGUUUCGGACGGUGCUGUCGUGAGCGCGGCUAAUAAAUUAACGCUAUUUUCUCGA